AUGCGAUGUCGGGCGGGACGGAUGGUAUUUCGGUCUGGGGUGCUGCUGGCCAUAGUCGCUCUGUCAAGCAGAACGCUGAUUGAGUGCUUCUCCCGAAUAGCCACGACUCGGCGUCCAGAGGGCUCCACAGAAACGGAAGCAGAUGAGGCCUUGGCGCCUGCUGCAGCUGCCUGGCUUCGAGCAGCCCGCCGCACAGCGGAAGGUCGCAAAGACAGCGCGGCUUACUGGGAGGUCGCCUGGGAGACGACAGAGGCCUGGUGGCUGCGUCCGAUUGCCUUCACUGUGUCUGCCUUAGUGACCUUUGGGGCCAUCCUUCAACAGCCAGACCGCUUUCGUCGCAGCGUGCAGCCAAAGCCUGCGGAGAGCAGGGAGGUGCUGCAGGAAGCGCUGGACCAGGCACGCAAGGACAGUGCUGACGUCAAGGCACGCAAGGCCUUGAGCGGCCUCCAGCGGAUGGAGCUGCCGUUCUUCGGAACAUCCUCGAGUUGGUCGAAUCGCCUGGACGGUGUGGUGGUGUCUGGCAACCCAAGAGAGGGGGCUAUCGAGAACUGGCAGGCUUCAGAGGCAGUUCUGCGCCAAAGCGUGGAAGAGGAGCUGGGCUACCCGGUUGUCCUACACCUCCUGCGAACGAAGGAGAAGGAGAAUGAAGGGCCCCUUUCCAGGCCUUAUGAACUGCUGGUCCGGGAUGCCACCGAAACCUCCCGAGUGACAGAUGCCAUGAUGGCGCCUCUCUCGCUAGCUCUCGUCUGGUGGUGCAGCACACAACUCGACAGCAAUCCUUCGCUGCAGCAGCUGGGAGCAGUGAUCCAGCCCGGCUCGUCAGCCCCGUGGAUUCUCAUGCUGGUCUUGCUCUUGGUGGGAGAAGUCGCGCGCACGGUUGUCGCAAGCCUGAACAGCACCAGCGUAGGCCCAAGGACAUUCCUCCCAUCGCCGCAAUUUGGCCUCAUCGGGGUUUUCGCACCGGCGGCAACUGCCAGCCCCAAUCGCUCUGCAGCAUUGGCCAUCUCCCUGGCUGCUCCUGUGGCUGUCACGGUGGCAUCCUUGUUGCUGUCUCUUGGGGCAGCCACUCGGAAAUAUGCAACUACCAACUACUACAGUAGGUUACCUCCUCCACGUCCAUGCAGGGAUACUUAUGCACACCACCAUACUUUGGAUUUUUGGGACCACAUUGCCUUCUUUGUCGGCCAACCGCAAAAUUGGAAGAGGUAA
This is a messenger RNA of Symbiodinium sp. CCMP2592, 1209 nucleotides long. Lineage: Eukaryota; Dinophyceae; Suessiales; Symbiodiniaceae. The record is from the annotation of a GenBank genome assembly.